Acanthochromis polyacanthus (spiny chromis) is the source of this 5394-nucleotide messenger RNA. RefSeq names its product solute carrier family 4 member 11 (gene slc4a11). The coding region runs from base 168 to 2735 and encodes 855 amino acids. Gene Ontology annotation, cellular component: basolateral plasma membrane; plasma membrane. The transcript has 21 exons. Gene Ontology annotation, molecular function: solute:inorganic anion antiporter activity. The record is from RefSeq and is a predicted model, not a curated record. Gene Ontology annotation, biological process: transmembrane transport; monoatomic anion transport; monoatomic ion homeostasis. Lineage: Eukaryota; Metazoa; Chordata; Actinopteri; Pomacentridae.
GCUGAGUCACUGCAUGUGUCUGAGCUUCAGUCAGAAAGCGAGCAGGGAGCAGAGGUGAUCUCACACUCAUCAGCACAGGAUAACACAACCAUGAUGGGUUGACUUGGGGGGGGUGGGAGGCGGGUUGGAGAGAGGAAGUGUGCAUUCGGCCACCACUUGCUUCAGCCAUGGAGACCAACAAAGUUCUUCAUUUCGUGCCUUCGGAGGCGCCUCCCUCUGGGAUGUCCAAGAAUGGAUACUUCUUUCAAGAAAUGGAGCAGCGGGAGGCGGAGCAGGAGGAGGGCAGCGAGGGCCGAGAGGAGGGACAGGACUCGCCGAUCGCCUGCGGAGAUGACAUCCACCUCUACGACAACCAGAUCAGCCCUGGGCCGGAUGCUGAUGACUCUGGUUGUGUGUUACUGAACACGUCAAGGAGGUAUGUGAAGCUGAUGAACUUUGAGGAGGAGGUCCGGGCUCACCGCGACCUGGACGGCUUCUUGGCGAGGGCCAGCAUCCUGUUGGACGAGACGGCCGCCUCCCUGGACGACGUUCUGAAGAGGAUGCUGCACCACGUGGGCCAGGACAGCCACGUGUCCGAGCCCGCCUGCAACUUCGAGGAGGUGAUGAGCAUGCUUUUCACAGACGCAGGGGCUCAGGAGGUCAACGACAAGUCUCAAAGUUUCGUUUUCUUUGAUGACGUUCACCUGCUGUCGGAGACCAUCCAGGGGGUGACGGCGACGGCCACCGGGGUCCAGUACCAGCAGUCCUGGCUCUGCAUCCUCUGCAACGUGAAGCAUCUCCAGAGGCGUCACGUGUGCAUCUCCCGCCUGGAGAGGCCGCAAAACUGGGGGGAGAACUGCUGCGAGGUCCGCUAUGUCAUCCUGAUACUGGCCCCGCUCAAAAUGAAAAGUACCAAGACGGCGAUGGAGCUGGGCCGGACGUUCGCCACCCUCUUCUCUGACAUCUCCUUCAGGCAGAAGCUGCUGGAGACGAAGACUCAGGAGGAGUUCAAGGAGGCUCUGGUGUUCCAGAGACACCAGCUGACGGCGACCAACCAGCAGCCCACCGUCCUGGGGAAGGAGGAGACCGACCCUCGCAGCCACAAACCCCUCAAGUGUAAAGACUUCUUCAAAGCCGGCCGGGGGAUUUAUGAGGACUUCUGCCGCAGACUGCCUUUCUACCCGUCGGAUUUCACAGAUGGUAUCGUCGGCAGUAAUAAAACCCUCCUGAAGUACAUGACCACGGCCAUCUUCCUCUACAUCGCCAUCCUGCUCCCCGCCAUCGCUUUCGGCUCGCUCAACGACGAGAGCACGCGUGGAGAGAUCGAUGUUCGUAAGACCAUCAUCGGCCAGAGCAUCGGCGGAGUCAUCUACUCGCUGUUCGCCGGCUCUCCCCUCGUCAUCCCUCUGACCACGGCUCCCCUCGCCAUCUUCAUCAGCGUGAUCCGAGGAAUCUGCGACGACUACAACCUGGAUUUCCCGGCUUUCUACGCCUGCAUCGGUUUGUGGAACUGCCUCUUCCUCAUCCUGGGAGGAAUCUUCAACGUCAGCCUGCUCAUGAAGCUCUUCAAAAGGUCGACGGAGGAGGUCAUCGCCCUGUUCAUCUCCAUCGCGUUCGUGGUUGACGCCGUGAAAGGCACCGUCAAAAUCUUCCACAGGUACUACCAUGCUCCGACGCUGGCCAACAGAAGCAUCGAUGACUAUUCUCAGGGUGGAGACCUGCUGGGUGGGAACAGGAGCGAGGUGGCGGCUGGCUUGGCCUUCAACGCCCUCCCAGAAUCCUUCAUCCAGUGCACCAGGGAGAGGCCCGUCCUCUGCCUCCUGCUGAUGCUGGGCACGUUGUGGAUGGGCUACACCCUCUACCAGUUCAAACGGAGCCCUUUCCUGCAUGCCAAAGUGAGGGAGGUGCUGUCGGACUGCGCCCUGCCGAUCUCCGUGCUCCUGUUCUCCUUCAUCGGCUCCUACAUUUUCAGCGACAUCGAGCUUCCAGUGUUUAAAGUUCACGACCGUCCCAUCUUCGUCGUGGCUCCAUUCGAGCGUCUGUCGGCCAUGAACGUCGUCAGCGCUAUGGGCCUCGGCUUCCUCCUGGCGCUGCUCAUCUUCAUCGACCAGAACAUCGUGGUAUCGCUGACCAACGCUCCAGAGAACAGGCUGCUGAAGGGGACGGCCUACCACUGGGACCUGAUGCUCUCCGGCCUCAUCAACAUCCUGAUGUCGGUGCUGGGCUUGCCGUGGAUGCACGCCGCCUUCCCCCACUCCACGCUGCACGUUCGCCAGCUGGCCUUCGUGGAGCAGCGCGUGGAGGGAGGGCACCUCUACGAGACCAUCGUCCAGGUGAAAGAAACCCGUCUGACGUCUCUGGCUGCAAACAUCUUCAUCGGCGUGUCGGUGCUGCUGCUUCCCGUCCCGCUGCAGUGGAUCCCCAAGCCGGUCCUGUACGGCCUCUUCCUCUACAUCGCCCUCACCUCCAUCGACGGCAACCAGAUGUGCGACCGCAUGGCCCUCCUCCUCAAGGAGCAGACGUCCUACCCGCCCACCCACUACAUCCGCAAAGUGCCCCAGAGGAAGAUCCACUACUUCACCUUCCUGCAGAUGAUGCAGCUGCUGGUGUUGUGUACGUUUGGCAUGUACCCGAUACCGUACAUGAAGAUGAUCUUCCCUCUGUUCAUGAUCCUCCUAAUCCCCAUCAGGAACAACGUGCUUCCUCAUAUCAUUGAGGCCAAAUACUUGGACAUAAUGGAUGCCCAACACAUGUAGCUACAGAUGGACGCGAAGAAGCUCUGGAUCCACCACGAAAAAUUAAAAAAAAAACAAAAAAACAAAAGGGACGUUUGGAAUUUAAAAAAAAAAAUAUAGAUAUAUAUAUGAUGAAUAAAGGAGAUGAGGAUUCUCACACAAAAAAACAUAUUUUUCAAUGCAAAACUGUUAACGGAAGCAAAAAGAAGAAACAAAACCGACUGUUUUGAUUUUUUUUGAUAAGGACAUUCUCACGGGCGAAGCACUGGAAAAACGCGGGAAAUGAAGCAAAGCGAAAGAGUGUGGGAAAUGUUCGAUCUUUUUCCCGCCAGAAAUGGAGGGAAAUGGUCCAAAGGAAAGAAAACGGGACCGUCCAGAACUCCCUGUUCCACCUCUGUUCGACCCUGUCGGAUUGUUCGGUGCCAUAACGAUACCUCCACCUUCUCCUUUUUGUUUUUUUUUCUCUACAUUUCCCGCUUUACAAUAUCCUCACUGCAGUGUCUGUGUUUUUAAACCUGUGGGCAAGUGCUUCAAGUACUCACUAAUACUGUGUAAGUAGCCGCCAAGUGUACGUCGCGUAGUACUAGCACAAUGUAAGUCUGAUCUCUUUCCACACGUUUUGUACUCGCAUUGUGUUUUUACAUACGUGCACCGUGUUGAUAAGUACUUAAAUACUUUUCCGUGGGUCCAGCUGGUGUGGAAACGCUGCAGUCUGGCUGCUGUAAAGCAUCUGUCAUCGUGCAGCGUUGAGAAAACCCGUUACAUUCCUGCAGCUGUUUUUUUCUAGCCGUUUUUCUGUUUCCUACGAAGGACGCUUGUCGCAGUUUAGCAGGUUAAAAGUGUGUGUGUGUGAGAGUGUGUGUCCUUCAUCCUAAAAAAAAAACUUAUUUUUUAAGUGGAAAUUUAAGGAAAAAAAGCUACAUUCCACGGGUAUAUAUUAUAUGUAAUUAUUUAGAAUGACAGCACAAACCAAAACAUAUAGUAAAGUCUUUAUCAAAUUAUGAGUAUAUUUGAAUAUAUUAUGGCAAUAUACGAGAAGAUACAUGCUAUAGGUCAAAUUGAGAUAUUUAUUUAUCACCUUGACAUCUUUUUCUCCUUUACAUUCCGCAGUUUUCUUGUGUUUUUCGAGUGUUUACAUAUCAAAAAGCCCCUUCCAGCUCCAACACAGUUCUGGUGAGUCGCUACGAAGGCAAAAGGUUGAGGAAAAAAUACACAUUCGAGAGCUUUUGGAUUCAAAAAUGCAUCCUUUUUUUAGUUUUUUUUUUUAUUUGUGAACACGUGUUCCAAGUUUUAGAAUAACCCGGUCUUGUUUUUUCUAUUUAGAUGUUAUGAUUAGAUCAGUGCUUGCAAACGUUGUCAUGUAAUAAUUCCAGACGUCUGGAGAGAUUUAUCUUGUUAUCUACAGUUCGAAAAAAGCUAAAAAAAAAAAAUAAAAAAAUCCACAAAAAAAUGUAAUAGAGAAAAUUUCUAAGCACUGGUUUUUGCUUAAAAGCAUGUCUCAUCUGGGUUUUUUUGAUACGAUGUGAUGCCAACGGACAUGUAACCUACACGAGUUAUAGGAAAAAAUAAAAAAAACACAAGUAGCAAAGUCAAACAGUAACACUAAAAAUGAAUGCAACGCUCAAUAUUCAGCAAUACUGUGUAUAAAAGCUCCACCGGUGAGGGUUUUGGAAACCGUCACCGGAAGCAAUGGCAGGCGAAGCUGUGUUUUUUAAGGCAGCAACUUUUCAGUCGAAUAAUAAUAAUAACAAUAAUAAUGAUAGACAAAAAACACAACUGCUCUGUGCUGAUUCAAUUAUUUCACACACAUCGAAAAUGAUUAAAAAAAAGAGUUUCGUUGCUUUCCCGAUAUCCAAAUGGCAGCUCCCUCAUGUUCAACUUUGUCUUACAGACGCGAGAAAGAUGUCCAAUUUAAGCAGAUGUCUCACGCUGAGAUAGCAUAAAAAGAAAGGAGGAAAAAAGAAAGAGAGGAAAGCUGGGCCGCAUUUGCAUAAUCCCUCGGACUAAGCCUUAAGACAGCACUGGUGGAAGAAGGAAGGGAUGGCGAGGUGUGGAGUAAUAUGUACAGUUUGCAAUGCAGAAGUUUAGUUUUUAAUCGACUCCUCCAUUCUAAUCCACGGCAGAACGGUGUUAGUUUCUAACUCUGAGGCCGUGAUUCCCAGAUUCUUCUUCUUAUGUGACAGUACUGUUGUCGUUCCUCGAUAUCUUCACCGUACUGGACGAUCCUUGGGAUAGCAGCGAAAACUUUCUCUCAGAGGACUCAAAUUCUGGAUUCAGCGUGAAAGACGUACUACUCUUGUUUGUGGAAACCUCGACUCCCUUCCUCCUCCUCCUCUUCCUCUCUAAUUGGAUUUGUUUGAAACUGUGGUGUUAUUUUUAUUUUUAUUUCCUUUUUCUUCUUCCCCUCGACUCCCCUCGAUUUCAUAUAGCCUACUUUUUCUAAUCAUGAAUGUAUGACGUGUGGGUUUUUAUAUAGCAUAUUAAUUUAGGUGUCAAACAGAAUCUGUAAUUUUUGUCAAAAAGAUCAGCUAUAUUUGUAAAGCUGUAAUAUGUAAAAACGAGAAAAAAAUGGUUAUCAAACAGAAUGUGUUGGUUUACUAUAGUAUAUAUAUAUACUGUACACUGAAAAAGAGAGACUAUCUCAAGCUGUUUGCCAAAUAAAGAGUAGUAGUGAUGUACA